AUGAUAGCAGUAUCAGUGUAUGCAGUACGAGGUGUCCUAUCCUAUAACUUGAAGUGUAUUUAUACCCUGCAGUCAACCCCUUUGGUAUCUAACGCCUUCUGCAAGUACGAGGUGUCCUAUGACUCAAAGUGUAUUUAUAACCUGCAGUCAACCCCCUUGGUAUCUAACGCCUUCUGCAAGUACGAGGUGUCCUAUGACUCAAAGUGUAUUUAUAACCUGCAGUCAACCCCCUUGGUAUCUAACGCCUUCUGCAAGUACGAGGUGUCCUAUGACUCAAAGUGUAUUUAUAACCUGCAGUCAACCCCCUUGGUAUCUAACGCCUUCUGCAAGUACGAGGUGUCCUAUGACUCGAAGUGUAUUUAUACCCUGCAGUCAACCCCCUUGGUAUCUAACGCCUUCUACAAGUACGAGGUGUCCUAUGACUCGAAGUGUAUUUAUAACCUGCAGUCAACCCCCUUGGUAUCUAAAGCCUUCUGCAAGUACGAGGUGUCCUAUGACUCGAAGUGUAUUUAUAACCUGCAGUCAACCCCCUUGGUAUCUAACGCCUUCUGCAAGUACGAGGUGUCCUAUGACUCAAAGUGUAUUUAUAACCUGCAGUCAACCCCCUUGGUAUCUAACGCCUUCUGCAAGUACGAGGUGUCCUAUGACUCGAAGUGUAUUUAUACCCUGCAGUCAACCCCCUUGGUAUCUAACGCCUUCUACAAGUACGAGGUGUCCUAUGACUCGAAGUGUAUUUAUAACCUGCAGUCAACCCCCUUGGUAUCUAAAGCCUUCUGCAAGUACGAGGUGUCCUAUGACUCGAAGUGUAUUUAUAACCUGCAGUCAACCCCCUUGGUAUCUAACGCCUUCUGCAAGUACGAGGUGUCCUAUGACUCGAAGUGUAUUUAUACCCUGCAAUCAACCCCCUUGGUAUCUAACGCCUUCUGCAAGUACGAGGUGUCCUAUGACUCGAAGUGUAUUUAUAACCUGCAGUCAACCCUCUUGGUAUCUAACGCCUUCUGCAAGUACGAGGUGUCCUAUGACUCGAAGUGUAUUUAUAACCUGCAGUCAACCCCCUUGGUAUCUAACGCCUUCUGCAAGUACGAGGUGUCCUAUGACUCGAAGUGUUUCUAUAGCCUACAGUCCACACUAUCAGUAUCUAACGCUGUACCGUGCAUCUUCUAGUUUAUCCCCUGCCUACCCUUGAGCAGUCAUUUUCCCACAAUAUGUAUAUAAACAGCUUGAAUAAAUCACAUUUCUCCACGUU
Haliotis rubra (blacklip abalone) is the source of this 1246-nucleotide messenger RNA. RefSeq lists its product as uncharacterized. NCBI's taxonomy places the organism in Eukaryota, Metazoa, Mollusca, Gastropoda, Lepetellida, Haliotidae. The transcript has 3 exons. The record is from RefSeq and is a predicted model, not a curated record. The coding region runs from base 1 to 1164 and encodes 387 amino acids.